AUGGAAUCAGGGCAACAGCCACAUCCAUCCACCAUAACCACCACCAUGUCAGUGAUGUCACCACCGCAUAACUCCGCCGAAGAGCUCCCCACAACCACCAGGCCCACCACUGUCAGCCCCAAAAAACUCACUCUCAUCCCUCUAAUCUUCCUCAUCUAUUUCGAAGUUGCCGGUGGACCAUAUGGUGAAGAGCCUGCAGUUCAAGCUGCAGGCCCUUUAUUUGCAAUUCUUGGUUUUCUCAUCUUCCCUUUCAUCUGGAGUAUACCGGAGGCUCUAAUCACCGCCGAGCUCUCCACCGCUUUCCCCGGUAACGGCGGCUUUGUUAUAUGGGCCGACAGGGCUUUUGGUCCCUUCUGGGGAUCCCUAAUGGGCACAUGGAAAUUCCUCAGUGGUGUAAUCAACAUAGCAGCCUUUCCAGCUUUGUGUAUUGAUUAUUUGAAAAGGAUUUUUCCCAUUUUCUCUUCUGGACUACCUCGAAAGCUUGCAAUCUUGGUUUCAACUUUGCUCCUUUCGUUUCUUAAUUACACAGGGCUCAAUAUAGUCGGUUAUGCUGCAAUUAUUUUGGGAAUUGUUUCACUUGCGCCAUUUAUUCUUAUGUCAUUGAUAGCAAUCCCCCAAAUUCACCCCCGUAGAUGGAUCAGUUUAGGCCAAAAGGGGGUGAAAAAAGAUUGGAACUUGUUCUUCAACACACUGUUUUGGAACCUGAAUUUCUGGGAUAAUGUUAGUACUAUGGCAGGGGAAGUUGAUAACCCAAAAAAGACGUUCCCUUUAGCACUUUUUUGCGCUGUGAUUUUCACUUGUUUAGGUUAUAUAAUCCCUCUUAUUGCAGUAACUGGAGCUAUUUCAGUUGAUCAGAGUGAAUGGGAGACUGGAUUUAUGGCAGAAGCAGCACAAAUGAUUUCAGGUAAAUGGCUAAAAUUCUGGAUUGAAAUUGGUGCUGUUUUAUCAGCAAUUGGACUAUUUGAAGCACAAUUAAGUAGCAGUGCAUAUCAGCUUCUGGGGAUGGCAAAUUUAGCCUUUUUACCUAAGUUUUUCUCCUAUAGGUCGAAAUGGUUCAAUACUCCAUGGGUGGGAAUAUUGUUAUCAACAGUCGUUGCAUUGGGUGUUUCUUAUAUGAGUUACACAGAUAUCAUAUCUUCUGCAAAUUUCUUGUAUAGUUUGGGUAUGCUAUUGGAAUUUGCAUCUUUUCUUUGGCUGAGAAGAAAAUUCCCCACAAUGAAAAGGCCUUACAGGGUGCCAUUGAAGCUGCCGGCUUUGGUGCUUAUGUGCUUAAUUCCGGCUGGAUUUUUGGUGGUUAUAAUGGCUAUAGCAACCAAAAUUGUGUAUUUAGUGAGUGGAUUAAUGACUGUUGCUGGGAUUGGAUGGUAUCUUUUGAUGAGGCUUUGCAAGUCAAAAGGGUGGCUUAAAUUCAGCAGGCUAGUUGUGGAGGAAGAGUCAUGA
This is a messenger RNA of Fraxinus pennsylvanica, 1440 nucleotides long. Lineage: Eukaryota; Viridiplantae; Streptophyta; Magnoliopsida; Lamiales; Oleaceae. The record is from the annotation of a GenBank genome assembly.